Onthophagus taurus is the source of this 880-nucleotide messenger RNA. Its product is annotated as peptidyl-prolyl cis-trans isomerase 5. The record is from RefSeq and is a predicted model, not a curated record. Lineage: Eukaryota; Metazoa; Arthropoda; Insecta; Coleoptera; Scarabaeidae. Gene Ontology annotation, biological process: protein peptidyl-prolyl isomerization; protein folding. Gene Ontology annotation, molecular function: peptidyl-prolyl cis-trans isomerase activity; cyclosporin A binding. Gene Ontology annotation, cellular component: cytoplasm; intracellular membrane-bounded organelle.
AGUAUCCGACUUUCCUUUCAGAGUAGAUUAGAUUGAAAGAUUGUCGUGACGUUAUUGUUGACGUCUGCCGGUUCUCUGCUUCGGUUUUGUUGAAAAGCCCAAUUUUUCAUCCGAAAUAGGUCGUAAAAUUUCGUUGAGAAUGGUUUUCCUUAUAAAAGCCGUCGUCGUUGUUUUAUUAAUCGCGUGUGGAAUCUUUAAUGUCCUCGGAGAUGAUGGAAAAAAAGGACCGAAAGUAACGGACAAGGUUUGGUUUGAUAUAACAAUUGGAGAUGAAGCUGUUGGUCGUAUUGAAAUUGGUCUUUUCGGUAAAACCGUCCCAAAAACAGCUAAAAACUUUGCAGAACUUGCUACAAAACCCCCAGGAGAAGGUUAUAAAGGCAGCAAAUUCCAUCGUGUCAUCAAAGAUUUUAUGAUUCAAGGGGGUGACUUUACAAAAGGUGAUGGAACUGGAGGUCGUAGCAUUUAUGGCGAACGUUUUGCUGAUGAAAACUUUAAAUUGAAACAUUAUGGUGCUGGAUGGCUUUCAAUGGCUAAUGCGGGUAAAGACACAAACGGAUCUCAAUUUUUUAUUACUGUUAAACAAACUACUUGGUUGGAUGGACGUCAUGUUGUUUUUGGAAAGGUUCUUAAAGGGAUGGGAGUUGUAAGAAAAAUCGAAAACACCAACACUGACGGAAGAGAUCGUCCUGCUAAAGAUGUUGUUAUCGCCGAUUGCGGACAUGAAGUUAUCGAUGAACCUUUCGCAGUUUCUAAAGAAGAUGCUAGAGAUUAAGAUUGAUUUUUUUUGUAUGUGUGAUAAGAGGAAAGAUAUUUUGGUAUUUUUGUAAUAGCCACAAUUAAUUUUCAAUAUGUUUAAAAUAAAAAAAAUUUCUUUUUUUUA